GUUUUUUUUGUAUCUCUGUUAUCGCUCAUCAUAUUUAUUUUUGUUCCAUUUAAACGAAUCGAAAAGAACAAAAAAAACCCUUCUUUCUUCGCGAACUGAUUAAAUCACGGUGCAAAAAUUCGAGUUAAAACACCCCCUGAUAGUGGGUCAAUCGAUUGAUACCGCAAGAGGACAAGCUCUCCCACGGGGUCGACAGCCAUGAACGAUUGUUUUCGCGUUUUGGUAGAUUACGCUACCAGAUGCUUCAGCUGCCAUGAAGAUUCUUCCGCACAGGGCAAUGAACCGAACGAGCGAACACAUCUGCUGGACAAUCCGGUAAGCAAUAGUCCCGCCGUCCGGAGGUCGGACAGCGAAGACCUCACACAGGAGUACCCAAACUCGGUACCGAAGAAGGACGACGUUUCGGCGCUGAACAAGAUCAUUCAGGAUACGGCGGCGAAUGUGAUCGACGUUGCAGCAAUGGACAUUCACAACAUCGAACCACACGAAUACAACGAUCGGGUGAAAAUCUAUUCACAGCGACUGGCACAACAGUGGAAUACGGUGCAGCAUCCGAAUCAUGUACACCAUGUUGGGCUCUUAAAGGACAUUGCGAAUCCGGAGUCGGUAUUAGCGUCAGCAGCCAUCGCGCCAGCAGAUUUGAGCAUGAUCCGUGACAUGGUUCAGAAGGCGAACGUGGCAGUCGGGGAGAUCAAAGUGAAUCACACAGAGAAUCUGGUGGUGCCUUUUAGGAUUCCAUAAUAUCACGCCAUAAGGCGGCAUCUGUAAAAAAAAAAAUGAAAAUCUUGAAGGAUAACACCCGCGAAAAACUAGGGUUGGAUGCCGCAGCAAUUUGUUUCUUCUUUUUCAAUUCCCUAUCCCUGCAAUGAUAUGCGUUGAAAAGUUUAAAUUUAUGUUACUUUCGCAUAGUGCAAAAGCAUAGUUUAUUCUACAUUUUAUCCGUGUCGAAAGUUUAGUUACGUUUUCUAUUUUUCUGUUAAGUUAACUGGCUACUCUUCAGUGUAGUAGAUAGAUCAAGAUUCAACAGUGUAAAAAUGUUUCCAUAGAGCUUUCUUCUUCGGGCAAACGGAAAUCCUUCGCGGUCUGGAAUUUAAGUGUCGUGUGCUCGAGAAAGUGUCCUGUAGCUUCCCCGAAACAAAACGCAAAAUGUACGAGCAAAAGUGCUGGCCUGUAAUUAUAAAAGGAUGAUUAUUCGUAAAAAUAUAUAAGCUUUGUAUGAAAGUGAA
Molecule: messenger RNA, 1226 nt
Organism: Aedes aegypti (yellow fever mosquito)
Lineage: Eukaryota; Metazoa; Arthropoda; Insecta; Diptera; Culicidae
Gene: Lamtor1
Product: ragulator complex protein LAMTOR1
Exons: 5
Coding region: 199-741 (180 amino acids)
Biological process (GO): endosomal transport; positive regulation of TOR signaling; cellular response to amino acid stimulus
Cellular component (GO): late endosome membrane; Ragulator complex; membrane raft
Molecular function (GO): guanyl-nucleotide exchange factor activity; molecular adaptor activity
Source: RefSeq, a predicted model, not a curated record